This is a messenger RNA of Coccidioides posadasii C735 delta SOWgp, 1031 nucleotides long. RefSeq names its product surf-like protein. Gene Ontology annotation, biological process: mitochondrial respiratory chain complex IV assembly. Gene Ontology annotation, cellular component: membrane; mitochondrion. NCBI's taxonomy places the organism in Eukaryota, Fungi, Ascomycota, Eurotiomycetes, Onygenales, Onygenaceae. The record is from RefSeq and is a predicted model, not a curated record.
AACUAACCGCUCUUUAUAACGUACACCUUCUUUCCGGGCUUCUGGCGGGUGACCGGCGUGAGGUAAAGUCGAUGAAAUCCUCACCUAUUCUUCGAAGGAGUUUAAUCUCCGUAUUCAAUCAAUCAUUCCGCCAGAACGGCCCCAACCGUCUCCGGAACAUAUGCUCGCGGUGCUGGAGACAGCAACGGCAACAACAACAAGUCCGUUUCGCACAUACCCCGGCAGAUGACCCGAAUUGGAUCUCCGUUGCAGAUAAUCCUUCGAAGCUUGUACGAACCGGCCACAAACAUGGUCCCGGAUUGAUUUUACUUGCUCUUAUUCCUAUCACUGCUUUCGCCCUCGGAACAUGGCAGGUGCAGCGACUUGACUGGAAAACCAAAUUAAUAACAAAAUUUGAAGACCGCCUCAUUAAACCCCCGCUCCCUCUACCCCCUGUCGUCGAUCCUGAUGCCGUAUCCGAUUUCGACUAUCGUCGCGUAUAUGCUAAGGGCCGUUUUAGACACGAUCAGGAAAUGUUGAUUGGCCCCCGGAUGUACGACAGUAAAGAUGGAUACCUAGUAGUCACGCCGUUCGAAAGAGGAGACGGGGAGAGCACGAUUCUCAUCAGUCGAGGUUGGAUUUCAAAGUCUCUGAAAAACCAAAAAGAUCGGCCUGAGGGGCUACCGCAGGGAGAGGUUGUUGUGGAAGGACUGCUUCGGUCUCCUUGGAAAAAAAAUAUGUUCACUCCUGAUAAUAAACCAGAGGAGGGAAAGUUCUACUUCCCGGACGUGAAUCAAAUGGCUGAGUUUACGGGUAGCCAACCAAUAUGGGUUGAGGAAACUAUGCAACCGGAACUGCUGGAACAGUAUCACAGAGAAGCUAACGGUAUACCGAUUGGGCGUCCUCCGGAAGUCAACCUCAGAAAUAACCAUACCCAGUAUAUUUUCACCUGGUAUGGUCUUUCUUUGGCCACAUCGGUAAUGUUAUGGAUGGUAGUUCGAAAGAAGCCGAAUACCGCCGCCCGGAGAAUUCGACAAAGUAAGAACUGGUAG